Messenger RNA from Owenia fusiformis, 1723 nucleotides. The record is from the annotation of a GenBank genome assembly. NCBI's taxonomy places the organism in Eukaryota, Metazoa, Annelida, Polychaeta, Sabellida, Oweniidae.
CUUGAACUCAUACGUUUUGCUGUACACACCUCUGAAAGUCCAUGUUGCAACAUUGAUUCAGGUUUUGGGCUUCCAAUGCCAGGUUUGAAUCACAGACUUUUUGCAAAAUGAUUAAAACCAGAGUUCAGAUGCUUUUUAUUCUCAUUCCAUGCAAUCCAUUACAUGAAAAGACUUGAGAAAAUAUAACGAAUGGAGAAGUGAAAUUACAUUAAAGUGAAACAAGCUAGGUGAUAUUAAAAACACUAGAGGAAAAAACUGGAAACCCAUUUUGUGUGAGAUAAGUAGUGCCUUUUCUUAUAUUCAAAAGCUCAUAGACACCAGGGCAAAAUGUGGCGCAAAUCAAAUGCAAUGUUCUUUAUGACAAUUAUUUUUACCAUUGUCAGUAAAGCACCUGUUUCAUCCUUGUCAACAAAUCAACAAACAACCACAGAGAAGCAAGACUGGAUCUUUCCUUGUGGAAAAUCAAAAAUUCCAUGUGACAAAAUAAACAACUUUUGUGAGGAAAGAAUGGACAAAUGUAUUCCAUGUUUGGAAUAUUGCUCCGAGGCUAGAAUCAAAGGACAUGAAAAUUAUCAAACACAGUGUCGUGAAAACUGCCCCGUUUUUAUGAGAGACAAAGAAAAUAAAAGAACGAGAAAGUUGAACAAUCCAACUGGAUCAUCUCUAGAAGCAAAAGCUUCUACUGGAGAUCCUCUCACCAUCACUGCUAAAACUGAAAGUGACGUAGAACACAAAGAACAACAGAACGACUUGAAAAUUCCUCUCAGUAUAAUUGUAUCUAUACUUGGUUUGGCUAUUAUUGGGAUCGGGAUUGUGAUCUGGAAACAUCACAAGACAAAAAGACCUAAGCAAUGUGAAAACAAUGUAGAAACAGGGGCACGAGAUCCCCUUAUGACAGACAAAAACAAGCUUAUACGAACAGCAGGUUCUUCUGUUCCAAGCCAGACAUGCGGAUGUUUCUCGGAGUGUCAGCACAAAUGUGGAAACUCUGACAUAGCAAAUCAAAAUGACUUUGAAGCAGAGACAGAGUUGAAAGCAGAGAAUAAUGAUUUGGUUAUCGGCAACCAAUCAUGUUGAAUAAAUUCAAAAUAAAACAUAUAUGGACAUGGCCACAUAUUUCAUAGUUAGGUUUGGUUUGGUCAUUGGUUUGUUUCCAAGAAAAACACAAAUACUAUUUCUCAGAACUAUAUAGUCUAUUGUACAUAUAUAAAUAUUAUAUUAAUUCAUAUUUAAAUUAAACAUACUGUAAUUAUUAAGUACCAAAUUAAUUUCAACAGUUUGAUUUACAUCAUAGACAUCCCAUUUUAAAAUCAUUUGGAUGAUUCAGUUCUCUUUCCAUUUGAAAAUGGGAUUUUUGUGCCAGUAAAAAUAGGAACCAACUUACGUAAUAAUAUCAUCAAGAAAAUAUUUCAUAUUGCUGUAAAUAUAUUUCUAAAAAUGUUGCAUGAAUUGCUUAGUUGGAUAAUUCAUUGGAUGUUAAGCUUUCAUGUAUGUCAAGUACAUAUAGCUUAUAUUUCAUGUGAGUUCAUGAUGACAAUGCAAUGAUCAACACCUUUGUACGAUGUAAUAUAAAACUGCAGUACAUUUAUAUUCGUGAUUGAUAAACAAGUUUAUGUGUUUGAAAGACUUGAAUAUACAGUAAAGUAACUUCAUGACAUGUAUUAUGUACUUUAACUGGCCAACGUUUAGUUUGUGUUGCAUUUACACUUAUAACGUUAUUUUU